Molecule: messenger RNA, 1202 nt
Organism: Dendroctonus ponderosae (mountain pine beetle)
Lineage: Eukaryota; Metazoa; Arthropoda; Insecta; Coleoptera; Curculionidae
Product: ubiquitin-conjugating enzyme E2 J1
Exons: 6
Coding region: 209-1015 (268 amino acids)
Source: RefSeq, a predicted model, not a curated record
UGUGGCCCUCUCCAUUCACUAUCUGCAUUCAAAAACACGUUCGGUUGACUGGAUUGGCCAGAGACAAGUCUCCGGAUUGGUUGCCUAUUCCCGUCAAACCUGACGUGUUUACUGUUAUCAGCUUGUCUUGUGUUUAUCAAAAUUCCAGUGAUUUAAUCCAGAACAACUGCACUGAACUACGUGGACAGCGUCCGCUGGACUGGUUGCCAUGUCCUUGGAAACCCGAUACAACCUAAAGAGCCCCGGGGUGAAACGCCUCAUGAGGGAAGCGUUGGAGCUGGCCAACCCUACCGAGGAAUACCAUGUGUGUCCUUUGGAGGACAACCUGUUUGAAUGGCACUUCACAGUGAGGGGGCCCUCAGAGACGGAGUUUGAGGGGGGUUAUUAUCACGGCAGAAUUCUGCUGCCCCCGCAGUACCCUAUGCAGCCCCCCAAUAUCAUUUUACUGACGCCAAACGGGCGUUUUGAAGUAAAUAAAAAGAUCUGCCUCUCCAUUUCCGGUUUCCAUCCGGAAACGUGGCAGCCCUCUUGGUCGAUCCGAACAGCUCUUCUGGCCCUGAUUGCCUUCAUGCCGUCCAAAGGUGCUGGAACCAUUGGGUCGUUGGAUUACACGCCCGAAGAGCGGCAAUUGCUUGCAAAGAAGUCCAAAAGCUGGGAAUGUCCCACUUGCGGGAAAAUCGCCGACACUUUAGUCUCGGCAGAGAAAACGCCGGUUUUAACCCAAGAGGAGAACAGCAUGCUGCAAACGAUCACCCUGAAGACAGAAGAGGACAAGAGUGAAAAGGCACCGCCUGCGGAAGAAGGCGACGAAGCUGAAACCGUUAAGUCGGACAUCUCGCAGGAUCUGAGACAGAGAAAUGUGCCGAGCACUUCGCAGAUGCAAACUCAGGUCGUGGACGAUAUCCUCAGAACCAGCAUUGAGAGGAGCAACAGAGACAAAUUUUGGAAAGUCAUCAUUAGCAUAAUCGUCGCCCUCAUAGCGCUUUUGGUUCUGCGACGGGUGCUGUUUACGUAACCCUCAGUUUUGUUGGGCAGAACCAAGCUUGCGCUAUCGCCGAUAUUCCAGGAUGUUUCCAGUAUUAUUUUAGCUUAGUUUCUACAUACAGUAGAUGCAAUCGGUUCGCAUGCAUUGUUGUUGCGUGUAUUGAGGAAAUAAUGUACAUUUAUCCAGUAGGUGUUUGAAUAAACGUUGUUAAUGUAAA